AUGCUGCGAGAUGUUGGUCUAGAUACUACCGGGUGGAGCAAGGAGACCCUGGUCGAAAACUGUGAAAUAUACAAGGAUCUGAUCAUUCUCCCCAAAGCUACGUGUACAGAUCCAGUUCCAUCCACAUCCAAAUCCACACCUCAAAGAGUACGGUUCAACUUCGAGAGCAACUUUGAGUUCAGAGCAACUCCGAGUGGAAAAUCAAAUCCAAGCGGUCUCCCAUGUACACCUCGAAAAGACUCUUCAACAUCAGCCCUUCCGAGUUUGCAGCCUGGAGCCCUUCGAUACCCUAGACCUCCGCCAACUGUACUAGACGAUUCACCAACAAAUUCAAAACAGAAUAAGGGCCAAGCAAGAGCACAUUCAGAAUCCGAUAAUGACUAUAACCCAGACAUGGAGGAGGAUGAAGAUCAGGAGAUGAAAUCAAAUCCGAGCGGUCCCCCAUGUACACCUCGAACAGCUUCGAGGACAUCAGUCCUUCCAAGUUUGCAGCAUGGAACCCUUCGAUACCCUAGACCUCCGCCAACUGUACUAGACAACUCACCAACAAAUUCAAAACAGAAUAAAGGGAAAGCAAGAGCACAUUCAGAAUCCGAUGAUGACUAUAACCCAGAAUUGGAGGAGGAUGACAAUGAGGAGAUGGGCAGUACUGAGAAUCAUGAAGAUGGGUUUCAUCGAUCUAAAGCUCGAGGUUUUCAUGGUCAGACAGGGAAGAAAGCUGUUCAACUUCAACACAUGCUCAUCAGACGAAUUCCGAGCUUUGAAACAGAUGUUGAUAAUAAUGAACCAGAAAAUCGAUGCGCUCACAAACGACCUCAAGACCUUAAGUCAAGUUGUAAAGAUGCUGGUCGAUAA
Molecule: messenger RNA, 855 nt
Organism: Melampsora larici-populina 98AG31
Lineage: Eukaryota; Fungi; Basidiomycota; Pucciniomycetes; Pucciniales; Melampsoraceae
Exons: 5
Coding region: 1-855 (284 amino acids)
Source: RefSeq, a predicted model, not a curated record